CAAAAUGCGGACUUUACUACAUGCUCGUUCAUUUUGCAGGAUGUGAUUUCGGUCCCCACCUUGCCUAGCUCGCUACGAAACUCAGCGUUACAACAAAACACUGUUGAGUGUUGUGUAGAUUUCUCGCAGGGUGCCUAAAACUGUUCGGCUCCAUGCACAGCGGGUCAGGGAAUUGGGAAGUGUCCAGUGUUGCAGCGUCCAACUCGAAGAUAAGAAGUACGUGUGCGUGUGGGUAGCGUCGUCGUCAGCUAGCAAGCUCUGUUCAUCAUUGUAAUAAUUAUUAAUUUGUAUCACUCUCUGGCUCUAGCUCUAGGCCUAUUAGUGUUGUGCUUGGCUGGCUUGAGAUCCUUGGACUCAACUUGGAGUGGCUAGGUGGAGACUCACGAUGGAUGUGGUUGGAUAUUGUGUGGCACUAGCGUGCAUAUUGGUAGCCGCAAUGCCGAAUUGUUUGGACGCCACUACGGUGGACCCAGCGACUGUUGCUUUCCCACCAGUUCGUCCCAGCAGACCUUAUGGCUCUCCUCUACCGGUGGGUCAUGAAAUGCAGCUUGGCUAUCAAAGGGAGAGCGAUGGGCCAGUGACUGAAUACACAGAGGAUCUUCAUCCGCAAGACUUCUGGGACAAGCAUGUCAGCAUUAAAAAGCCAGCCGUACUACGCGGGCAUAAGAACGACGAAGCGGCCUUCAAAGUCUGGACGGACGAUUACUUGCGCACAACGUACGCAGAUCAACACGUACGUGUGGAACUCAAACAAGAGAAUCGAUCAUUUGGGGCGUGGAGAAUGACGCUACCAGCGUUCCUUGAUCGGUACAAGAAGGAGAACAUUUACGCGGUCACUGUGCUGCCAGAGGCAAUGCGGCAUGAAGUCAAGGUCCCGACGCCGCUUCUCUGUGGCACGUAUCGUAAGUACCUACAGGAGUUAAACCUAUGGAUUGGUUACACCGGCACACGGUCUGUUGUGCAUUAUGAUGCCGAUCACAACAUACACUGUCUGCUGGCCGGGCGCAAGGAUUUCAUCAUGAUCGACCGAGAGUAUGAGUACAAGCUAGGCUUUGGCCGUCGGCCUGGCUAUGUUGGAUCGGGCUUCUCCAAAAUGAACCCCGACAAGGUGGAUGUGGUCAAGUUUCCUGGUGUGUUUGAUGUACCGUGGACGCACGCAACGCUCAAUCCUGGUGACUGCAUUUUCAUUCCUGGAGGGUAUAUCCACCAGGUACGCGGCUAUGGCCGUACAAUGUCGGAAACGCUGCUCUUCACGCCUUUCGAAGAAGACUUUGAGCUGGGCAACUGCACGGCUGAUGAUCUGAAGUACACAACGCUGAAGGACGUGGAGAUCUACUGGACUUACUUGGGUGGUGACAGUGAUAUUGAGAUGGGUUAUAUGAACCCGUUGCUACUGCGCAAUCUUAUGAUCCAAUCACUAACGGAACAGCAGAAGAAAUCAAUGUCUCUCAAGACAUUUAUCUCCUUCUUCUUUGAAACCACCAGUGGACAGGCACAAGGCGAUCCAGUACAGAUCUAUAAAACGUACGUUGACGUGAACGGCACUGGAGCUGUAACCGCUGACGACUUUGCUGCCCUGUCGCUGGCCAAUUUGAAGGAGAUAGCACGUGGUAUGGACGCAUCUGCAGUGUCUCGCAAGCUCGCUGAGCUAAAGGACACAAGGCCCGACGCCAAGACAGAAUUAUGAUGGCUUGACAUAGCAAAAUGAAAUGGUCAGAGCAGCCCCGCUCCUUCCCAGUUGGACAUAGCAGCGGUUCUUUUACAGCCAUGACGGGAUUUUAACAUAUCUUCAGGUGCGGUGGUUUGUGCUGAAUCUGUCACGGUAUCCUUGACAUGUUGUUGAUUCUGUGCUGUAGUUUCAAUGAUAGCCCGGCUGUUAUUGGCUGGGUGCGUAGGCAUAUUUACACUGUUCUGUACCAGACAACUAUCAAAGGAGAUUUAAAAUAACUUUACGGCCUGCUCUCAGAUUGCAUGCGUAUCCUGAGCAUGCGCAAUGGAAUCACUGCCUAACGGAGUCUAUUCCUUGUGACGAAUAAGAUGUCUAUCUCUGCUUUAUAUGCAAACUGACCAACUAUGCCCAUUGGUCUAUCAAAUCAACUGCUGGCUAACACAGCCUGAUCCUGACUUAGCCUUCCUGUUUUUGGAUGUACAUGUUUGGGAGGUAUCUCAUCAUUUUCUUUAUCAAAGUUUAAUAAUAUUAUUGUAUUGUUGAGCCGAUGCGCCCUGCAAUGGAAUAUGUAUUGGUUACCGCUAUCAAGUUUUCUGUCGGUGA
Sycon ciliatum is the source of this 2272-nucleotide messenger RNA. RefSeq lists its product as uncharacterized. Lineage: Eukaryota; Metazoa; Porifera; Calcarea; Leucosolenida; Sycettidae. The transcript has 8 exons. Gene Ontology annotation, molecular function: 2-oxoglutarate-dependent dioxygenase activity. The coding region runs from base 386 to 1687 and encodes 433 amino acids. The record is from RefSeq and is a predicted model, not a curated record.